AUAGCACAAUUUAUGUUAAAACCUAUCAGGAACUAUAGAGCUCCUCGAGCAUUUAAUAGGCUUUUUCAAUAGUUCUCGAGGAGUUCUGUAGUUCCUGAUAGGUUUUAACAAUAGUUGUGCUACGUAACAUCGGUAAAAUAUUUAUUAAAGAUACUGGUGACAUCACACGUUUCAGUGCAGGCAGGCAUGAGGUGCUGGCUAUUCUCAUAGUAAAUCUUAUCGAGCUUAAUUAAAAUAAUUAUUAAUAAUUAAUUAAAGCUAAAAAAAUAUUUAGGCAAUAUCUGAUGAGCGGCCUCUUUCUAAGGGUUGCUUUGGGAACCAGCGGUAAGUAGCGGAGAACCUCACCAAGCUACACGUUCGUGAUCAGGUUUCAGCUCGGCUACAAAAGGAUACGCAUUAUCAACGGAGACGAUGAUCACAAAAUCCUACUUCCCGACUCGCCGCUAGUAUUAAGCGUUAUGCUUUUGAAAUUGCCUAAAACCGUACCUUUUUACAUCAUCCUACUCAUCUCUGUUUUCUAAAUGUAAAAUGUGAGUAAUAACGUGAAUCCUUAUACUAAAAUAAAGAGCAAAAACACGACAUUAUUGGAUAAUGAUUUAUCGUUCAUCCUAGAAACUCACUUUAACAUGCUUAUAACUUUAAUAAAUUAAGGUUAUUCUGUCUGAAAACAACUGACAACUAAGCUCUCACUGACAACUGUCAAUGUCAUGUUUCCAUUCCAGUUAGCUUGUAAAUUUACAUGGGCAUACCGAAUGUUACAUAUAGAUGGUCAACGCUAAAGCUUUUAUACAUAAGUAUAAUUACAAUGAACAUUACCGGAAUAAUAACAGUGAUAAUAAUGAUAGUAUCAGCCAUCAAGCUAAUGACUGGAUUUGGGAAUUACCUCAAUUUGGUAACACCAGGUGACGGUUACCUAUGGCCAGCAUUGAUAAUCGUCGCAGCUAUUCUCUGUGCGCCGCUCUACGUCCUGGGACUAAGAUUCUGCAUCCGUUUAAGAUUGAAACGUAAUUUCUCCGCGGAAGAAUCGUUACGUCUGAACAAGGAUCUGUUCGCUCACAUCAUCUUCUGCGUGGCUUCUAUCUUCCUGACCACCUUCAUAAAUGCAGCCAGUAUUGUUCAUUCGAGUACGUUCUACAGCAGAAUACAGAACGGCCUCCUGGAGGCUAUGGAAAAUUAUGUCAGCGAUGUCGUCGCCAAGGUUCGCAUUGACUCUGUUCAGAUUGAAUUUCACUGUUGCGGUAGUAACUCGUACAAGGAUUGGUUUUUCAUACCGUGGAAGAAACUUGGUGCCCAGAGUACGGAGAAGAUUGAGAGAAUUGAGGACGCCGACGAGAAGGGUGACGAGAAUGAAUUUUUGGCUGACGAUGUACCCUUCUCUUGCUGUUUGAAGGAUAUCCUUGGACCUUGUGUUCAUCAUAACAUUAUGGCAGGAAGUGACGCUUACCUUUAUGACUCUAAUGAUAAGGUUAGCAUAGCUACAGCUGGCUGUCAUUCAAAGAUGCUCAGUACGGCUACCCUCGUAGGGAACCUCAUCGUCUUGGUACUGUUUUUUCUGUCGGUAUAUCAGCUAGUCCUGUCAUUACUAUUGCGACUACUGCAGACAGCUCAUAGUAACACGUUCUACAUCGGGCCUAGGAAGUCGCACUAUGUUGCCUGGAUAUUUGGUAGUAUGCCGUUGCAGGAGAACUCUGAUAAAUUAACAGACGAAGAGGAAGCCUUCCUUGAGGAAGACGUCGAUGAACCUUCCAAGGACUGUGCACCGUUUCCACAGCCAUCCUCGUUCCCCCAGGAGAUGCUUUCGUCCAUAACCUUAAACGGACACAAAAAUACCAGGGCCCAGCUACUACGUAGAAUAUGCUCAAAACUUUCAUUGAAAUUAGCAGCUGCUAACAGGGAUGGACAUAGGUUGUUAUCCUCGUUGGGAAUAGCAGGAGAGAAACAGAAGAAGAUUCAAGAGAAAGUUGAGGAAGCGGAAGGAAUGACGUCAGAAGAAGAUGAGUGGAUGUCUCCCUUGAAGAAAAUAACUACGGCAGCGCCACCGCUGCCGUCGCUAGACUUUUCUCCAGAAAUAACAUCAACAGGGAAAAUUCUAGAAACGUGCUGCACAUCUGAAUAUUCAGACAGAGUGUCAAUAAACAGGCUAAAAGGAGGAGGACCCUCCCAGCCUACGAAUCGGAGCAACAGGUCAGACGCUAGUGAAUCCAGCAGAACCAGGCUCAGAGAGUCAGACGAAGGCAGACAUUCACAAUCCGGGAGUAAGAUAAGCACGCUAUCAAGAUUUGUACCUUGUAAGGUUCAGUUACUCAAUACCCAAGAAACUGAACAUGAAACCAAUGUACUGUAUUAUCCUGGCAAGUUCUCGAGUGCAGGAAGGUCCUGGCUCAGAUCACCGGGUAGUCAGAUAAACUCAGAUAGCGAACACGAAUCUCAACUGAGCAAAUACCACAGGAAAUUGGAUACGGACUACAAUAGGAGUAUUUUCAUAAAACGUCGCGGUGCCUUCAAUAAAAAGGAGAACGAAUGUCAGCAACCUCGCCAAGACUCCUGGGGUGAACGUCAAAGUAUCCUGAGGGCUAAAAUAAAUAAUCCAGGGUGUCGAGUAUCUCCCAAAUUUAAUCCCAGUGACGCUUACAACAGAUUUCGUGGAUCCAUUCAAGACACCAUAAGAAGACGGGAGAAUCAGAUGCAAGCAAGACGUAUUAAUCUGAUAUCUGACCUAAAUCGUUCAAAUCGACAGAGUAGACGGAACUGUAUGGUUAAUAAUUGUCAACAUAUGUCAAAACUAGGAUUGAUGAUUCAUCAUCCGGUAUCACAGGUACAGCAUUCCUCGAUGAAAACUUCGCAGAUAUAUUUUCCUUCUCCACCACCUCCACCACCACCACCACUACCACCACUACCAACUCCACAUUUGAGAACAUCGAUUCCAACAGUAAAGAGAAUCCCAUGGGCGUCGACGUACCGGGAGUCCUCAGGAAGUCCAUCACAUUGGAUGACAAUGAAUUCCGUUCGUCAUACUUCAUUUUCGCGACCUGCAUUUCCUCAACCUCCAUGAACCUUAUAUACCUGGUGACACAAUAAUACAAUGCAUGAGUAUACAUAAUGGCCCAGCUCUCGGGAACCUCAUAUACAAAGCAAUUUGUAAUAAAGGUCUCAAUAACAUUUAAUGUACAAUCUUAAUAAUUUAUUACCAAGAAGUAAAUACAUAGGCGUUUAUAAUGGAAUUUGUAAGAUCGUAUUAUAAUAUGUAGAAUAACAUGUUAAAACUAAGAAAGCUGACUUCGCGUGAUCACGUAAUCACGUGUCGCUCUUAACAUGACUUAUCUCACUGUUGGC
Cephus cinctus (wheat stem sawfly) is the source of this 3333-nucleotide messenger RNA. RefSeq lists its product as uncharacterized. NCBI's taxonomy places the organism in Eukaryota, Metazoa, Arthropoda, Insecta, Hymenoptera, Cephidae. Gene Ontology annotation, cellular component: membrane. The record is from RefSeq and is a predicted model, not a curated record. Gene Ontology annotation, biological process: visual perception. Bases 740 to 3052 code for a protein of 770 amino acids. The transcript has 2 exons.